Peniophora sp. CBMAI 1063 is the source of this 1023-nucleotide messenger RNA. The record is from the annotation of a GenBank genome assembly. Lineage: Eukaryota; Fungi; Basidiomycota; Agaricomycetes; Russulales; Peniophoraceae.
AUGCCUCCAAUAAAGGAGGUAUGGUCGAACAACCUUGAAUAUGAGAUGCGGGCAAUACGCGAGCUGGUCGAGAAAUAUCCCGUGAUCGCCAUGGAUACCGAGUUUCCCGGCGUCGUAGCGCGCCCAAUAGGAUCUUUCAAGACUUCGUCCGACUAUCACUAUCAAACAAUGCGAUGUAACGUCGACUUGCUGAAACCCAUCCAAGUCGGCCUUACGCUUGCGGACGAGGACGGGAAUUACCCCCAGGACAUAUCCACCUGGGAGUUCAACUUCCAGUUCAGUAUUCAUCAGGAUAUGUACGCGCCUGAAUCCAUCGAGUUGCUACAGAAGUCCGGAAUUGACUUCCAACGGCAUGAAGAGAUGGGCAUCCUACCCAACGACUUUGCGGAAUUAAUGAUAACCUCAGGCUUGGUUCUAUCGGAUGAUACGAAGUGGGUCUCGUUUCACAGUGGCUAUGACUUCGGGUACUUGAUCAAGCUUCUGUCUGCAUUAUCACUGCCAACGUCGGAAGACGACUUUUUUGAUGUUCUACAUACGUGGUUCCCGACUGCCUAUGAUAUCAAGACCAUGAUACGGAAGAACAAGCAGUUCAAGGGAGGGUUGCAAGAUGUGGCAGACGAUCUGGGGGUCAUGCGUAUCGGUCUGCCCCACCAAGCCGGUUCUGAUUCCCUUCUGACGGCGUCGACGUUCUUCAAAGUUCGCGAGGUCGUGUUGAAGGAUGAGAUCAACCACGAGGAGUUCAACGGAAAGCUUUACGGCUUGGGAGAGACAUUCACUCAAACGAAUGGUCUUCCAGAUCCCGGACGCGGUGGAGCAACAGCAGCCGAGCGCGAAGACCGGGGUGUAGUCCGAGACAUGCAGACGCAGAACGGCGCUGGUGGUAUGCAAGCGCAAGCACUGGGCAUGCAAAAUUCUGCAUUGUCCGCUAUGGCUGCGCAGAUGCCCCCAGGAGGGACAUAUGGGCCGCUAGGCACCAAUGGCGCCUUCCUACGGAGUGCCAUGGGGGUUGGUGGUGGGAGGUAG